UAACGGUAAUGGGAAUGUAUCUAUUAUGGCUGCUUCUAGUGACGGAAAGGACAAAGGUUGUGUGGAUAACAAAUUGACCUUAUGGGUUGGUAACUUAGACAAGCGACUGAGCGAGUAUAAUCUGCUGAAAAUUCUUCAGCGGUUUGGUGAGAUCAAGAGCUUUGACCUCCAUUUUCAUAAAUCUGGUGCAAGAGAGGGGGAGCCAUCUUAUUGCUUUGUUGAGUUUAAAACAUUCCAGGAAGCAGAAAAUGCACUGCUUGGAUUGAAUGGCAAACUAGCUCUGUCCAAACCUCUGAGUGUUAACUGGGCAAGGAAACAAACUGGAGAGGCAGGAAAGAAAGAGAAAGAUAAAGCCAUACCAACCACUCCAAGCUCAUCACAAAGUUCAUUAGAUAGCUGUGAUUCUAAAAUACGAGCAAUAGAGGCCAAGCUCAAACUGAUGGAAAGUGGACACAAAAAUGACCUGUCUAGUAGAGGAAAACAUCCUCUUCUAGUUCAGAGUGAGCAAGUAAGGUCUCACCCAUACAAGAAGCAGGAAAGAUACAGCAGAGGAAGAGGGAGACAUGCAAGAUGACAGUGAUCUCUGUCCCCAGUUUACUUUUGAACUCUUUAACUCCCAAGAUCUGAUUGUUAAUUCUCCCGUUAGCUGCUACCAAUUUCCUUGUAAAUUAGAAAAAUUUGGUGUUAGAUCAAGAGAACAACUUCUAUCUGAUAAGUUGAAGUAUUCUUAUUAUCUGUUUGUAGGAUAACAUGGAUGUUUUAGGGAGAAAUUACAUGUUAAUCACAUCUGGGGGUUAAAGGGUUAAGUACCUAGCUUAGAAAUAGUUUUUUCACUACAGUGAAAUUUUUGGUAGAAGAUUGUUAUACAGAAGUUGUUACCAGUAGGGUCAUUUUCAAAAUGCAUAUGACAACUUCAUUAUUGGGAUGAUAUGCAAAAAGAAGCUGUUAAUGGAAUUCAGCUGAGAGACAAACAGCAUGGGAAUUCUGAAAGUGAAUAGAAUAGUUUUCACAGAUCCAGAGGUUAAAUAUUUACUUGCUGGUGUUUUCUAGCUUACUAUUUAAUGCCUGUUGUAAGAGCCCUAUCUUUAGUACAUCUACAAUUAUACAAUCUGGUAAAUAUGUAAAAAAUUAAUGUAAAUAACAUGUGGUAACAUAAAUGAAACAAGAAAUAAAUAAAAGCCUUGGUCCAAUUAAUUUACAGA
This is a messenger RNA of Stylophora pistillata, 1202 nucleotides long. Its product is annotated as putative RNA-binding protein 18. Gene Ontology annotation, molecular function: RNA binding. The record is from RefSeq and is a predicted model, not a curated record. NCBI's taxonomy places the organism in Eukaryota, Metazoa, Cnidaria, Anthozoa, Scleractinia, Pocilloporidae.